Messenger RNA from Notodromas monacha, 1845 nucleotides. The record is from the annotation of a GenBank genome assembly. Lineage: Eukaryota; Metazoa; Arthropoda; Ostracoda; Podocopida; Cyprididae.
AUGUCGGAAUUGAUAAUUUAUCACGGAAAGUCAGCCGAAGAAGUUUACAAAGCUUUGACUCCUCCGGGAAACCCGACAUACAUCACUUACCGAGAUGCGUCGAUGGGUCCGGAUAUGUUCCCACUGAAAUUGGAAGAUUGUUUGUCAGCGAUUGAGAAAGCCAAAGAUUUGGGGUUCUUCAAGUUCGAGUCGUUUGAUGUCGAGGAGUACGAAUUUUUCGAGAAAGUCGAGAAUGGGGACUUUAACUGGAUUUUGCCCGGGAAGUUCCUUGCGUUCUGUGGUCCUCAUAGCGAAAGCAAGCUCGAACUUGAUUACCCUGUGCAUGCCCCGGAAGCGUAUUUCCGGUAUUUCAAGCAACGAGGAGUCACGACCAUUGUCAGGCUGAACAAGCGGUUGUAUGACGCUGGACGGUUUCGGGCUGCGGGCUUCCAGCACUUUGAUCUCUUCUUCAACGAUGGCUCCGUUCCGUCUGAGGCCAUUGUGCGUCAGUUUCUCGACAUUGUCGAGAAGGCCCCCGGUGGUGUAGCUGUGCAUUGCAAAGCUGGUCUUGGAAGAACAGGAGUUCUUAUCGGCUGCUAUAUCAUGAAACAUUACAAGUUGACGGCUGCGGAAACAAUUGCGUGGUUACGAGUUUGUCGACCUGGAUCUGUGAUCGGAUUCCAACAAACCUGGUUGGAUCAAAAACAAGCAUUUCUCUGGCUGCAAGGCGAUCUGCACCGAACCAAAACCGCUGCCAAGAGCGUGGUGGGUGACGGACCCCCUAGCAACUGCUUGGACCCGCCACCCAGGUUCAUCCAGGGCGUGUACCACAUUGUGGACGGGAACAGGAACGAGUUGUGUUUCCCGUCCACCCCGAGGGAAGUGGCGAAGAUCAUGUCCCAGGUCAACACUCUCAAGAUUGAGGACAGUGGUGACCACAAAGCAGGGAAAAAGUCGAAGUCCAUCAAAGAUGCCGAUUUUUCGGAGCAGCCGGAUGAAAUUACUCAAGGUGAUGAAUUGAACCGCCUGAAGGCUCAACGGCGGGGAACUCAGCUUUCUUUGUCAAGUUCUGCACUUGCAAGUCGGAGGUCGGUGGAACACGGCGCUUCCAGGUCAACGCACAGCAAGCCCCAUAACGUGACGACUGUCAGCGUGAACGGCGUGACAGUGAGCAACAACAACAACACCAACACCAGCAACAAUCCCCGUCAUCCCCGCAACAACGAACCCAAGUCCGACAGCGCCAACAACAACGCUGCCAGCCACAUGCAAAUGUCGUCGUCGACGACGACGACGAGCAAGGUACCCGGUGGCACGAGCACGACAGUGAAGACCUGCAUCCUCGCUGGGUCGGCGUCCACUUCCGGCUCCUCUGCGUCGACAGUGUCGAGCAGUGCGAGGCAAACGAGCGUGUUUACGCAUACGAGUACGACGACGUCGACACUGACGACGACGACGUCUGGUGGCGGUGGUGGUCAAGUGCUGUUGUCGCCCGGGUCGUCGAGCGUGUUGGGGAGUAAAGUGAAACGCGGUGUCAAGGACGCUGUCGACGGGGCAAAUCAGGAGCAGCAGCAGGGGCAGAACCCGAGUGCUGAGAUGACUAACGGCGUCCGGCGCUUCCGCGUUGACGAGGCGACGAUCGGACGACAGCGACGCCAAACAGCGCCCGUCAGCCCAGGAAAAGCGCCGCCGCCUGCUGCCCGACUGAUGAAGCUCUUCCUCGUCUUCAGCGGCGUUGUAUUAUCUUUUUCUUUUUCAUCUCAUACCCUCACUCACUCUCGUUAACACGUUAGGAAAGCUUUACUAGAAAGAAACAGCACAUUUUUUUAGGUUUGUGAGCCUACAUUUUUUUUUUUCAUUGGUACA